This is a messenger RNA of Biomphalaria glabrata, 590 nucleotides long. Its product is annotated as 60S ribosomal protein L22-like. Gene Ontology annotation, cellular component: ribosome. The record is from RefSeq and is a predicted model, not a curated record. The transcript is spliced from 4 exons. Lineage: Eukaryota; Metazoa; Mollusca; Gastropoda; Planorbidae. Gene Ontology annotation, biological process: cytoplasmic translation. The coding region runs from base 142 to 540 and encodes 132 amino acids. Gene Ontology annotation, molecular function: structural constituent of ribosome; RNA binding.
UAUAUAUAUAUAAUUAAAUAAAAAUAUUGAUCCUAUUUGGACUAGCAUAUCUGACGUUGAUUUUUUUUUUUUAGUUUUAUAAUCACGUGACUAGUAAGGAAAUCUCGUGGGUAACUUCCUUUUUGUUCCACGCCGAUCAACAUGCCUGCCAAAGCAGUGAAACGCCCUGGCAAAAUUCAAGCUGGAAAGGGUGGUAAAAAAAAGAAGACCACCCUGAGAUAUACUGUUGACUGCACCCAUCCUGUUGAAGAUGGUAUAAUGGAUGCUACUAAUUUUGAAAAAUACUUACGAGAACGCAUCAAAGUAGAAGGAAAAACUAACAACUUUGGUAACAAUGUGUCUCUAGACCUUCAGAAAAGUAAAAUUUCUCUUACAAGUGAAAUUCCAUUCUCAAAAAGGUACUUGAAGUAUCUGACCAAGAAAUACCUGAAGAAAAACAAUUUGAGAGACUGGCUGCGUGUUGUUGCCACAAACAAGGAGUCCUUUGAAUUGAGAUACUUCCAGAUCAACCAAGAUGAUGAAGAAGAGGAGGAAGAUUAAUUUAUGUCUUUGUGUUGUCUGGUUUAGAGAAGUAAAGGAAGUCUUGUAAA